AUGUCUGACAUGGUGAGGUUGGAGGCCCCGCCGCCAUCGCUCCGGCCCCCCCGCGGCCCACACGUGACCAGGGAGAACCCCGCGCUGCUUCCGCCCACCAAUCACAGCGCGCGAUCGCUCCUGGAUUUCCGCGUCCGGGCGCUGUUUAUUCCCAGUUCCCUCCCAGUGCUCCCAGUAAGAGCGGUCCUAGCACGGAAAGCGCUCCCAAUUCCUUCCGGGUUCUCUCAGGAUCGCUUCGAGUGCUCCCAGUAUUGGUUCCAGCACUGUGCAGGGCACGGCCACUUUGGAACCCCCCAGGGCAGAGCACGGCUGCUUUUCAGUGUCGGCACCGACCUGGGCCGGGCUGGGAGCGGAGGAGGGGGAGGAAGGAAAGAGGAGCGGGAAGAACAAGAAGGGGAAAGUCAGGAACAUGAGGAAGAGGAGCUGCAAGAGAAAGAGCAGCAGCAGAACCACUCGGCUCCCCCGCCCGCCCGCUCAGGCUGCAGUUCCCCCAACUCUGGCAGCAUCACCCUGCCCCCCCGGAACCCACAGGAUUUCCCAUUCCCAAAUCAUGGUCAGAUGGAGGAGGAGGCCGUGAGGAAGAUGGCCCAGAAGCCCUAUGCAGACAAGGAGCUGAGGAUGGAGACCAGGGAGGACAAAUCCCCACAGCUGAACCUUAUGGAAAAGGCAUUUUAAACCAGCUCCAUGGUGCAGGAAUCCAAGGAGGAGGAAAAGCCCCAGAGAUCCCUCAUGAGGGGUUACAAAUGCAGAUCACGGUGAUCCAAAGCAGAAAGACCCACUCCGGGCCAGGGAGGUGGCCAGAGAUGCUGCUGGAGCUUAGAGCUGAGAGUCCAUGAGCAGCUUCAUGAUGGGGAGAAGCCCCACAAGUGCUCAGAAUGUGGGAAGAGCUUCAGCAAGUGAUCCUACCUGAUCCAACACUGGAGAAUCCACAUGAGGGAACAGCCCUAUGAGUGUGGGGAGUGUGGGAAGGGCUUCAAGACAAGCUCUGACCUGACUGCCCACCAGAUGAGCCACACAAAGCAGAGGCGUGCCGAUUGUGAGGAAUGCAGGAAGACAUUUAAGACUAGCUCCAGUCUCCUCAGGCAUCAGCAGAUUCAGAGGAGAGGCCCUUCCACUGACCCAACAAUGGGAAUGGCUUCAACCAAAACUCCACUGUCGUCACCCACCAGCGCAUAUAUACUAGGACGAGGCCCUACGAGUGUCCCAAAUGUGUGAAGUCCUGUUCCAGAAGCUCUCACUUUACCCUACACCAAUGAAGGCACCACUAAGGGAAGCCCUGCAAAUCAAGUGCAGGAAGAGCUUCAUGUGCUGCUCCAGCUCCAUCCCCCGUGGCAGGAUCUGUGCUGGAUGUUCCUGUGGCCCCCAGUGGGCAGAGCAUUGCUGGUCCAUGGUGCCCGUGAUCUAUGUUAGAAAUACACCUGGCUGGGUGGCUCCACAUCCUCCUGGCUCCCCAUGGGCACCUGGACAUAUCCACAGAUCAACAUCAGAAAUCCAUUGUGAAGAGCACGUUUGUCGACUUCUGACCCGAGAAAAAUCUCACUCUUUGCAUCUUCUGGUGGUAUCAAGCAACACUGAAUGGCCUUGGAGGUCUUCUCCAAUAGAAAUCCAUCAUUUUAAUCCUUUCUGGCUCAUGGGCAUCUUCCACAGCCAAAUGGGAACAUACUGGGGCAAACCCCACAAUUUUGGAGAUGGUGGGGUGGAAACCCCUUCAAAAAGGGUUCUUCCCACCCAGCCAAGCAUGUGGAUGCUUUGCCAGCAGGGACACAUAAAUUCUUUUGU
Molecule: messenger RNA, 1779 nt
Organism: Cinclus cinclus
Lineage: Eukaryota; Metazoa; Chordata; Aves; Passeriformes; Cinclidae
Exons: 5
Coding region: 1-675 (224 amino acids)
Source: RefSeq, a predicted model, not a curated record